This is a messenger RNA of Lachancea thermotolerans CBS 6340, 2919 nucleotides long. RefSeq names its product translation initiation factor eIF3 core subunit a (gene RPG1). Gene Ontology annotation, cellular component: multi-eIF complex; eukaryotic translation initiation factor 3 complex, eIF3m; eukaryotic translation initiation factor 3 complex, eIF3e. Gene Ontology annotation, molecular function: mRNA binding; translation initiation factor activity. The record is from RefSeq and is a predicted model, not a curated record. The transcript has a single exon. The coding region runs from base 1 to 2919 and encodes 972 amino acids. Gene Ontology annotation, biological process: formation of cytoplasmic translation initiation complex; translation reinitiation. NCBI's taxonomy places the organism in Eukaryota, Fungi, Ascomycota, Saccharomycetes, Saccharomycetales, Saccharomycetaceae.
AUGGCUCCACCUGUUUUGCGUCCUGAGAACGCCCUGAAAAGAGCCGAAGAGCUUAUUUCCGUUGGAGAGCCUUUGGCCGCUCUACAGUCACUUUAUGCCUAUCUAUCCUCCAGAAGGACACGUUGGGCCCAGCCUGGAGCUCUCGAGCCAAUUGUGUUCAAGUUCCUGGAGUUAGGUGUUGAUCUGAAGAAGGGUAAGAUCAUUAAAGAUGGUUUACAUCAGUACAAGAAGAACAUGCAAAUCAGCCCAGAAGGUUUGAGCUCUGUGGGUGUUGUUUCUCGUAAGUUCAUUGACACUAUCGAGGUUAAAAUGGCAUCUGAGCAGGCCAAGGCUGACGAGCAAGAGCAAGAUGCUGACGAUGAUUUGGAAGGCGGUGUGACCCCCGAGAACCUUCUCAUUUCCGCUUCUGAGGAAGAACAGUCUGUUGCUGGUUUCAAUGAUGAAGCAAUUACUUCGUGGUUAAGAUUCACUUGGGAGUCGUACCGUGCUGUGUUGGAUCUCCUUAGAAACAACUCGCAGCUCGAGGUUACUUACUCCGGUGUCGUGAACCGUACUAUGAACUUCUGCUUGAAAUACAAGCGUAAAAACGAGUUCAAGAGAUUGGCCGAGAUGCUUCGUCAGCACUUGGACGCAGCCAACUACCAGCAAAAAUACAACAACUACACUGUCAACUUAGCCGACCCAGAUACUCUACAGAGAUACUUGGAUCAGCGUUUCCAACAAGUGAACGUUUCUGUCAAGUUGGAACUGUGGCACGAAGCUUUCAGAUCUAUUGAAGAUGUCCACCAUCUGAUGGCAAUGUCUAAGAGGCCCACUAAGCCUUCGGUUUUGGCUAACUAUUACGAGAACUUAGCCAAAAUAUUUUUUGUCUCUGGGAACUACCUCUUGAACGCCGCUGCGUGGGAGAAGUUUUUCAAGCUGUAUUUGAAGAACCCGAAUGCUACUGAGAAAGACUUCCACUUCUAUGCUUCCACUUUUAUGCUAGCAUCAUUGUCUGUUCCAGCCGACGAUCUUCCUUUUGUUGGGUUUGAUCCACUAAUCCGCUUGUGCAACCUCUUGAACUUGGAGUCUAAGCCAACAAGAACGGGUCUAAUCGAGGCGGCAACAGAGGAAACUGUGUACUCCAAGGUCGAUGAUGAAAUCAAGCAGCUACACGAGCUGUUGGGUGAUGAGUUCGACUUCAAGUCUAUCAAACAGAAGCUCACUGACUUGCUCCCUGCCCUGGAGGCCAAGCCAUACUUCAAGUCUUAUACGGCUCCCUUGAGAAACUACAUCGUCAGGAAAAUCUUUGUCGGAAUCUCGGAAGCCUAUGAAAGCAUCAAGUCUGAAGAUCUUUCCGCUUUUGUCACUUUGCCCGGUCCUUUCGAGCUGAAUGAGCUUGAGAUUGAGAAGUCCCUAAUGCAGGCUGCUAUGGAGGACUACGUCACUUUCACUAUCGAUCACGAAACCGACACAAUCACGUUUAGCAAGGAUCCUUUCGAAGCUUUGACAAGUGUCAACACAAGCACCACUGAGGAGGCUGAGGGAAACGAGGAUGAAGAGGACGAAGCUAAGACGGAGGGCGAGGAAUUGGAGGCCGAAAAUGACCCUGAGCCUGUCGUUACCAGAAAUGCUGCCAUCCGUGCUCACUUGAGUGAUUUAGCCAAGCUCUUAAAGGAAGUCGAAGGUUUCUCAGACGGCUCCUACAUGUUCAAGGUUAAGGUGGCUCGUGAGAACUUGAUCCAACAAUCCAACGACACCAUCGCUCGUGAAAGAAAGGCUGCUGAAGAAAGAGCUAAGCACUUGGAGGAAAGAAAGAGAGCAGAGUCUGGUAAGUACUUGACUGCCGAGCAAGCAGCUGAGUUGAGAAUGAGACGUACUAUGGAGGAGAAGGCAGCUGCCGAUGCAAGAAUGGAAAGCGAAGCUAAGCGCCGUGCCGAGGAGAAACUGGAACGUGAGAAGGCUUUGGUGAGAGAAAAGGAAAUGCUAAAGUUGAUUGAGGAGGUCAACGCUAAGGGCAUCAUUCAUAUCGACCCUAAGGAUGCUAAGAAGCUGACUGCAGAGGACGUUAGAAGGAUGACGAUCGAGCAGCUGUCUAAGGACAAGAAGGAGCUAGAGGACCGUAUGAGGACUGCUUUCAAGAGGCUAGACCACACUGAAAGAGCUUUCAGAAAGGUGGAGCUGCCCCUACUCGAGAAAGACGCUGAGAAGCAGGAGACUAGAGACUUAGAAAACUACAACAACAUGAGAGCGAAGUUGCUAGACGCUGCCAAGAAAGAGCAUGCAGAACAUCUGAAGCUGCACGAGCGUCUCUCCAAGAUGGGCGACGACUUCAAGAAAUUCAAAGCUGGCAUGAUGUCCGAGAAGGAAGCUCAAUACCAGAAGCAGUUGGCUGAGAGCGCUGCCAAACUCGAGGCUGCCAAGAACGCACGUAUCGAAGAGGUUCGCAAACAGCGUUACGAGCAGCUGGUUGCAGAGAGGAAGGCUGAGAUCGAGGCCGAACAAGAGGCUGAGCGUAUGAGAAAGGAGCGUGAGGAGCGCGCCAGAAUCAACAAGGAGAAGGACGAACUCUACCUGAGACAAAGAGAAAGAGAAGAGGCUAUCGAGAGAAAAAUGACCUCUCAAAAGGCUGCUCCUGCUCCUGCUCCUGCUCCUGCCGCCCCACCUGCUGGUAAGGUUUCUUUCGCCGAAGCCAUGAGGUUGAGAAGACAAGGUGUUGAAGUACCAAGCGCUGCGCCUGCUAGAUCCGCGGCCAGAAGCACACCAGCUGCUCCCGCUCCGGAACCAGUUCGCGCUGCCCCAGUGCAGACUCCCACACCAGCUCCUGCGCCAGCCCCAGCAGCGCCAGCUCCAGCAGCGGCUGCUCCAGCAGCGGCUGCUCCAGCUCAAGAAAUGACUUUCGCCGAAAGAAUGAGAUUGAAGAGAAUGAAUAGACAAUAA